GUUAUAAAAUAUUAUUUUUAUUUUUAUUUUCACCUGUUAUAAAUUGUUAUCUGCGAGUUGCCGACAAGAAUGCGCGCGGCCGAGGUAAAUGAACAGAAUCGAAAAAAAGGCGCCGCCGGGCAACGGGUUUUGCGGAAUGAGAUUUUUUUACGCAGAUAGGUCGCGUGCGCGCGUCGUUCGCGUGUCGUCUCGGAAGCGAACCGGCAACCGGCGGCCGACGACCGCAGUAGUUGUUCCGACGUCGUUGUCGGUCGGUCGGUUGGUCUGUCUGUUUGUCGGUCGGGCCGGGUCGGACGAGCGUUCGCGCACGUUUUUUCAAUACCGUUUUUUUCCCAAUCGGUUUUCGUUCGUCAAUCGUCCAUAUAUAUAGUGUCGUGUGUCGGUCGUCAACUAUCGCUUAUCGUAUCGGUGUUCGACCAUCCCACGACUGCUGCGCUGCUGCUGUUACUGUUGCAAAAAAAAAAAAAAAAAAACACACACACACAGAUUUGUUUGGACCGAAUUUCGCCGGAUUUUGCGUCGCAAGUCUUUUGCUCGUUGACGAAAAUAAUUUGAAUGUUGACAUAAACAUUCGCACACGGUUGGAGGCCGGGUUAGUCCCUCAGGAUCAAAAAGACGACAUCCACAACGACUAGGAUGGAUACGGCCGGAACAGGAGUAGGAGUCUGUGGAGGGGGCGUCCAUUGUAGCGGAAAACAGCCUUCCAGAACGUGGCGCAGACUGAGCUUGAAACAAUACAAGAGAGCUCCAACCCAGGACACCGCAGAGAGAACUCCAAAAAAAUGGACAAGCCUUCGACAACACCGCAAAACAGCAGAGGAGUCUGUAACUGAAAUGGAAUCGUCACCGCAGACACAAAGACGCACUAAUUGGGCGGUUUAUCAACAUUUUUCCACAGCUUCCGACUCACCAACUCCAUUGCUGAGCCGCGGUGCCAGCGAAACAGUCAAUUACUCGGAAUCCGAUCAGCAGCCAGACGCGUGCGAAAGGGUUUCGCUAUCGCCCAACAACAAGUUCGUGCCUGGUCUAUCUGAAGACAAUGGGGACAUUUUACGCGAUUUUUCCAAGCUCGGAUGUUGCCAAAAAAUCACCACACUGUUGACUUCAUCACACCAGUUCAAUAAUUUACAGGUGGAAAUGCUCUACCAAAGAUAUUUUCUGCGAACCAACCAAAGCCACAUGGUCCACUUGUUGGUGCUGCUCUGUAUACUGUUUACGUGUAUGGCAAUAGCAGUCGUCCUUUCCGACUACGAGACUCAGGUUCAAUGUUCCUUGUUACUUUUGUGUUGUAUACUUAUUUACCUAGUCAUAAUAGGCAUAGUGUCGCGGUCCGGAUUGAACGAAGUAUAUCUAAGUUUCGUGUCCUACGUGGUGCUGGCCACUUUUCUGCUGAUUGAAUUGUCUUUCGGCGUAUUGACCAGAUCCCAAGCAGUCACUGUACCUACGUUAGUGUUCGUCUAUAUUUCUUACAGUUUGCUGCCGGUCAAGUUACAGUACGCCAUUGUGGCUGGUACUGUUUUCAUGUUGUCGCAGUUAAUAUUCACUCUGUCUAUGGAACAGGGCCUAUCAAAACAGAGUUUCAUUAAUUUGCUAUUGUUAGCGUGCACAAACGUGACUGGUGUUAUGAUGCAUUACCCAAAUGAAGUGGCAAAGAGACAAGCAUUCUUAGAGACCAGACAAUGCGUCCAGGCGAGACUGACUACGCAAAAAGUUAAUCAACAACAGGAGAGGUUGCUUUUGUCAGUACUGCCCCGCCACGUCGCUAUGGAAAUGAAGGCCGACAUCGCAGGUAAACGCCACGACAGCAUGUUCCACAAGAUUUAUAUACAAAAGCACGAGAAUGUCAGCAUUUUGUUCGCGGACAUAUGCGGUUUCACUAGUUUGUCCGACCAGUGUACGGCUCAAGAACUCGUUAGGCUACUAAACGAAUUGUUUGCGAGGUUCGAUCGGUUGGCUCAAGAAAACGCGUGUUUGCGAAUCAAACUGUUGGGGGACUGUUAUUACUGCGUGAGCGGUCUGCCCGAGCACAGGCCCGACCACGCCAACUGUUGCGUCCAAAUGGGUUUAGACAUGAUCGACGCCAUAACGUUGGUGAGAGACGUGAUGGACGUCAACGUCAACAUGAGGGUGGGUAUACACUCGGGCCGUGUGCACUGCGGCGUCCUGGGACUUUGCAAAUGGCAGUUCGACGUGUGGUCAAACGACGUGACGUUGGCGAAUCAAAUGGAAAGCGGUGGAAUACCCGGGAGAAUACAUAUUACUGCGGACACCCUAAAAUAUUUGGGCAACGCUUACCAAGUGGAACCCGGCAACGGCGGUGAGCGGAAUGCGUUUCUAAAGGACCACAACAUCGAAACGUACCUUAUAGUACCGCCGGAAACGACUUACGUAUCUCAAUACUACAAAAAACAGAGUCCUGGGCAUGCUCAUAAUGGCAAUAUAUCAAAAGAAUUCAGGAUCAUGGGACAUAACCAACGUCAUAAUACAUUUACAUGCAAAGACGAACCAGAAUUGAAUCACGGUGAAGUGGACGAAUACCUGUUGUGUGCCAUCGACGCCCGAAGCAUCGACCGUCUCAAAUCACAGUACUGCUACCCUAUAACGUUGAAAUUCCGCGACGCCAACAUCGAACAAAUCUACAGCAAAGUGCCCGACCGGAUGCUCUACACCUACAUGACGUGCACGGUGUGUAUAUAUUCGGCUAUCACCGCCGGUCACGUGAUUAUUCUACCGCUGUCCUAUUUGUUACUGGGAUGUUUAGUAGUCGGAUGGCUGACGAUCGCCCUGUCAGCGGUUGUAAUAUUUCGCAAUCGCUUGAUGGAACUUACGGAACCGCUGAAAAAAGCGUCUCAAACAAUCAACCAGAAUCGGUCCAUAGCUCAAUCGUUGGCUCUAGCCAUAAUCGUCUGUUGCUUUUUGACUUCCAUGACACCGCUGAUCAUUCACAAACUAGAAGUGUGCUUCAACGAGCAAAACAAAAAUGCCACCGAAGUAUUUGUCGUCGAAAAUCCGAUUAUGCGGGAGAGCGCUUGUCAACUUUUAUUCAACUACUUGACCGUGUGCGUUAUUAUCCUGAUGAUAUUGGUUGCAGUGUACCAAGUGCUCAUCAGUCUAGUCAAACUCUCCUUGUUAAUAUUUAUAUCGACUUGUUAUUUUAUAUUUUCCAGCAUAUUUCUUAAUCACAGGCCAAUAGAAGAAUCGUUUUGGAUUCGCAUACUCAUGUUUGUCGUUAUGUUGGGACUGAUUGUUGCGUUAAUUUUACAAGCACAGCAGACCGAAGUUACUUCUCGACUAGAUUUUUUGUGGAAAUUACAAGCUACAGAGGAAAAAGAAGACAUGGAACAUUUAGAAGCUUAUAACCGUAAGCUUUUAGCAAAUAUUCUUCCAGUUCAUGUGGCCGAACAUUUUUUGACUUUGGACAAACCCGUAGACGAACUAUACCACGAGCAGUGCGAUAGCGUGUGUAUAAUGUUUGCGUCCAUACCGAACUUCUCCGAAUUCUACGUGGAACUGGAGGCCAACAACGAGGGUGUUGAGUGUCUACGACUCCUGAACGAGAUCAUUGCCGACUUCGAUGAGCUGCUCAGCGAACCGCGUUUUCAGUGCAUCGAGAAAAUCAAGUCGACCGGCGCCACGUAUAUGGCCGCUUCCGGACUGACCAAGCACACAUGUGAUAACAAACAAUACUCGCACGUAACCGCAAUGGCCGACUACGCACUCAGACUCCGCGAGCAGUUGGCAUACGUCAACGAACACUCGUUUAACAAUUUCCGCAUUAGAAUUGGUAUAAACAUUGGUUCAGUGGUGGCGGGAGUAAUCGGAGCUAGAAAACCUCAAUACGACAUCUGGGGCAACGCCGUGAACGUGGCAAGCCGAAUGGAUUCGACCGGAGUGUUGGAUAAAAUUCAAGUGACCGACGAGGUGUAUGAAAUAUUGAAGCUAAAAGGAUACCCAUUGACUUGUCGUGGUGUCAUCGAAGUGAAAGGCAAAGGAAACAUGGUUACCUAUUUUUUGGACAAUUAUGCUCAGCAAAAUUAACCGAUGUUGACAUACGUAUUGUUAUUGUUGUUAUUACGAAUCAUAAAAUUAUAUAAUUAUCGUUGUAAAUAAAAUUUCGAUGUAU
Melanaphis sacchari is the source of this 4123-nucleotide messenger RNA. RefSeq names its product adenylate cyclase type 5. NCBI's taxonomy places the organism in Eukaryota, Metazoa, Arthropoda, Insecta, Hemiptera, Aphididae. The transcript has 25 exons. Gene Ontology annotation, biological process: intracellular signal transduction; cAMP biosynthetic process; adenylate cyclase-activating G protein-coupled receptor signaling pathway. The coding region runs from base 637 to 4038 and encodes 1133 amino acids. Gene Ontology annotation, molecular function: adenylate cyclase activity. Gene Ontology annotation, cellular component: plasma membrane. The record is from RefSeq and is a predicted model, not a curated record.